Messenger RNA from Esox lucius (northern pike), 3487 nucleotides. RefSeq names its product branched chain amino-acid transaminase 2, mitochondrial (gene bcat2). Gene Ontology annotation, molecular function: branched-chain-amino-acid:2-oxoglutarate transaminase activity. Gene Ontology annotation, cellular component: mitochondrion. Gene Ontology annotation, biological process: L-leucine biosynthetic process; L-valine biosynthetic process. The record is from RefSeq and is a predicted model, not a curated record. The transcript is spliced from 11 exons. Lineage: Eukaryota; Metazoa; Chordata; Actinopteri; Esociformes; Esocidae. The coding region runs from base 184 to 1416 and encodes 410 amino acids.
ACUGCAAUAAGUUAUGUAGGAUAAAUAAUUUCUAAAUAAGUAAUGUAGAUUAAUUACAGCCAUACCCUUUCAUGUAUAUGUUUCAUUUACAGAAAGAUUUUGACAUGGCUGUUUAUUAUUUUGUGGAUCUGGUUUUCGAGAACUGUGCUAACGAAUGUUCUCAGGGUCACGUCCGGAACGCAAAUGAACACUUUCAGGGUUUGCUCCCGCACGGACACAUAUACAGUUCAUUACAUUACGGCGAUGGCAGCUUUGAGGACGGCACUUCAUGGACGGUUCAUUCAAGCAUUCCCCUUCUCCUUGGGGUCGUUGCGGUUUGCCAGCUCAUUUAAGGCCGCGGACCUGACAGUCGAACGCAGCGUCGCGGGGAAGCCCAAGCCGGACCCCGCCACCCUGGUGUUCGGCAAGCAGUUCUCAGACCACAUGCUGACUAUCUAUUGGUCAGAAAAAGAGGGCUGGGAGGUGCCCCAGGUCAAACCCUUCCAGAACCUGUCCCUGCACCCAGCCACGUCAGCCCUGCACUAUUCCAUAGAGCUGUUCGAGGGCAUGAAGGCGUUCCGAGGGGUCGACAACCACAUCCGUCUGUUCAGACCCGACCUUAACAUGGAGAGGAUGCACCGCAGCGCCGUCCGGAGCUGCCUACCGUUGUUUGAUAAGGUGGAGCUCUUGGAGUGCAUUCGGAAGCUGGUGGAGGUGGACCAGGAGUGGGUACCCUACUCCCUUGACGCCAGCCUGUACAUCCGGCCUACCUUCAUCGGGAUAGAGCCUUCCCUGGGGGUGUCAAGGGCUGCCCAUGCCCUGCUCUUCUGCAUCCUGAGUCCUGUGGGGCCCUACUUUACCACAGGGGCCUUCAGCCCGGUGUCUCUGCUGGCAGACCCGAGCUACAUCAGAGCCUGGAGGGGGGGGGUUGGAGCCUACAAGAUGGGGGGGAAUUACGGACCUACGAUAGCGGUUCAGACCGAGGCAGUGCGGCAGGGCUGUCAGCAGGUUCUGUGGCUGUAUGGAGAGCAGGAAGAGAUCACCGAGGUCGGAACCAUGAACCUCUUCAUCUACUGGACUAAUGAGGGAGGAGAGAAAGAGUUGCUGACUCCUCCUCUCGAUGGCAUCAUCCUCCCAGGAGUCACCAGACAGUCUCUCCUGGACCUGGCCAGGGAGUGGGGUGAGUUCAAAGUGACGGAGCGAACCAUGGGCAUGAAGGAGCUGUUAGGUGCUCUGAACUCUGGGAAGAUUAUAGAGGUUUUUGGCGCCGGGACGGCCUGUGUUGUCUGUCCUGUCGGCAGUCUUCUUUACAAAGGAAAGACCUAUCAAAUUCCUACCAUGCAGAAUGGGCCAGACCUGGCCAAGCGAUUCCACAAAGAUCUGACAGAUAUUCAGUAUGGACGAAAACCGAGUGAAUGGGCCCCGCUGGCAGUGUGACUGGCUACUUGCACACGCCAGUCACAUCCCGACUAGUCCCCUGCUCCGCCUUCCAGACCAGCAGCUUCACCACAACCAUUAAUGCACUCCUCUUUUGUGUUUCUGUGUACUUUCAAAGGGAUACGUCAUUCUCGUAUUACAAACGGUUGCACGAAAUACCGACAGUUAGACAAUAGCGCACACGCAGUGCUGUGAACUGGCCGCAGCUUUGGCUCUACGAGCACGGUUUAGUUUGCGUACUUCUGUAUCAGAAACGGUUAUCUACUUGUUAGUCUCUCUUCCUCUAUCUGUUAUCGUCAUGCAGCGCGUUAGGGAAGAGGGUAGUCCUCUUCGCUUUUUAAUAGCACAAACACUAAACGACGUGCCCUGUAGUGUGGUCCACGUGAACGGGCAUUGACUGUAAUGUUGUAGCAGCUGAAAUGUGCAAUACAAGCAGCUGUUGUUGGUGUUGUAGGACAUUAGAAGUGACUUGUGUUUUACAGCAUAUUUCACAACCUUACUGUUACGUGACUGUAAGAACAAUUUCCAUCAAAAUAGUGUCAUGCAUUAUAACCCGAGGUACCAGAAUAAUUAACUUUUUUAAAAUAAAUAUCUAUGUAUAGAUUCUGGAAUAUGAAUGAUUAUACGUACUGUAUUGAUAUCUGUGCUGCUUUUUAACAGUUGCUUAAAAAUAGUUUAUACUGACCAUAGUCCGGUUUGAGUCAAGUGCAUAUGUUUCAAUGUUUUUGACCCAACCCCGACUAACUCAGAAGUCUUUCCAGGAUAGGUUGUUCAUUGAUUACUUUGAUUAGCACCUGAUGGCUGCUCUUAAGGGGGGCAAUUAUAUUUGAGUUAAGUCAAGAUUAAAAUGAAUUGCUGUUUUAUUAUUUGGAGCUUAUUUGAUCAAACAGAUCUUUUGUAUUCCCUAGAUUGUGUCAAUAGGUGUUGUGCCCAUGAAAUACAGAGGACAUCAGGACAACAUCUCUAUUGGCUUUAUUUCCCCCUGUGGAAAUGCAUAUUCUAUCCACAUUUCUGAGGCUAGCAUAGCAUCUCACACUCCAUUGAAUGCACGGUUGAUGUCAACCUUGGCUAUAGGAAGAGUACCAUUUAAUAUAAACUUUAUCCACCAAUCCAAAGAGAACAAUAGGUGUUCUGGUCUGGACAGCAAAUCCCAUUGUUAGGGGCAGAAAUAUUGAUCUGGUUGUUAUAUCCAAUAUCUCUGGUGUGUCUGACGGUUAAAAAGAAAGUCAAGUUAUCGGUUUUGGUAUUUGUCUCUUGUUUGGAAAAUAUAGUAUUGUCAAAAACAUUGAGAUUAAAAUGGUGGGGUCAAAGGGAACUCGAGCACACGCACAACGGCUGAGUUACAUGAGACUAUACUGUAAACCAUGUGGAUGGGGGGGCAACAGUCCUUAAGGGGGGUAGUGAUGUCACAUUUCUCCCAGGCUGUUACAAACAUAAACUGUUCUUUUCUAAAAUGUCACCAAUCAGUUCUCCAAGGACUGCUGUCGCCCAACCCUGCUUCAGACUUGAGUAUGAGACCACUUUCAGUGUGCUAAGACUGUCUGUAAUCCAUGUAAGCUUCUAACAAUGAGUUCUUUUAAAGUUUGGUAAAUUGUUGUUUUUCUCAUGUGUGACAUUGGAACGGUCUAAUACAGUGUUUCUCAACCCUGCUCCGGGACGCCCCCUGCCCUGCAUGUUUUAGAUCUCUCCCUGCCCUAACACACCUGAUGUAGCUCAUGAAGGACUUGACAAUGAGCUGAAUCAUUUGAAUCAGGCGUGACAGAGCAGGGAGAGACCUAGAACAUGCAGCGCAGGGUCAGGGUUGAGAAACACUCCCCUAAUAUUUCCUGCUUCACGUCCUCCUCUCUUUUCUUUUAACAUAUUUCACUUUCAAAUGACUCCCAGUUCUUUGUCUGCUUAUCCUCUCCUUAAGUGCCUUACUGAGUGUACCUCCGUCCUGGAUCUGUCUAACCUGAGUCCUUACAGUGGUUGCAAUAGGCCACACGCUAUCCUGUUGGGAUAUUUCUGUUGUGGGACAAUGUUUACUCUAUUUUGGUGUAUGUUUCAUUUCAAUAAACUCAUGUUCCUUUAA